UGGAAAAAAACAUUGCUCGGGGAUUCAGAGGAUGUACAGGCCGCGGCGGCGCAACCGCGGCAAAAUAAAGCAAAACCGCCCGACAGACAUUCGCCAGCCCCGGAGGCUCGCCGAACACGCCCGAGGGAGCCUGCGACCAGAAAUCUGCCUCCCAGAUGACACAAGUACAGUGUUGCUUCGUAUUUGGCACUUUCACAAGAAUUAAACAAACAAUCAUCAAAUGUGAAGCAUCGUGAGAAGUCAUAAAAAUGGAUCAAGGUGGAGGGGUCUUGGAGCUUCACUCCCAGGAUUUGAAAAUGCCCCACACAAUGAUAAUGCAAGAUUUCGUUGCAGGGAUCGGGGGCAUGGCACACAUAGACGGUGAGCACAUUGUGGUGUCCGUGCCCGAGGCAGUGUCGGUAUCGGAUGUGGUUACUGAUGAGGGCAUCCUGUUGGAGCAUGGCCUGGAGGCCGAAGUGGUCGAAGGGCCUGACAUUGGCCAUGAAGAUGUUAUCACCGCAGAGGGCGUCAUCAUGUCUGAAUCCAUUUUGGGGGCCGAGGUAGCCAUCGAGGAGGCUCUGGAUGCAGACCAUCAUGUCCUGACUGCUGACUUGAUCGAGGAGACGGUACCUGACCAGGUUUUCGUGGCCGACCUCAUGUCUGCGCAUGAGGACGGUCCUCUGGACCAUGAGCUGGUAUCAGAGGAGGUGAUGGUCACCGAUGCAGAGGCCGUCAUUCAGGCUCAUGAGACCAUGCCUACUAGCGUUACCCUGAAGAACGAGGAUGAUGAUGAGGAUGGCAAGAGCACAUCUGAAGACUACCUCAUGAUCUCAUUGGAUGAUGUGGGAGAGAAGCUGGAUAUCGGUGACACCCCAUUAAAGAUCAGUGCGGAGGUGGGCCAAGAUGACGAUGGAUCCAAGGAGGAUGAGUUUGGUUCUGAGGUCAUCAAAGUGUACAUCUUUAAGGCUGAAGGGGAUGAAGAUGUGGAAAUAGGUGGAACAGAGGUGGUGGCAGAGAGUGAUUUCCCCAAUGGGCAUGCAGUAUUGGAGCCAGCAAGCACGGUCCGAAUACCCAGGGAGAAGAUGGUAUACAUGGCAGUGAAGGACGCCAGCCAAGGAGACGAGGACAUCAAUGUGUCUGAGAUGACUGACCAGGUGUACAUGGAGGUGAUUGUUGGGGAGGAUGAGGCUCCUGCCAUCCAGGAAGCGCAGUUGGAGGAUUCCCCGUCUAAUAAGACGUUUGUUCCUGUGGCGUGGGCUGCUGCUUAUGGUAACAAUUUGGAGUCUCGAUUAGAGAGUAAGAACGGAGCAGCCACUCCCUACCUGCAGAUCACUGACAGCAUCAGCACGAGCCGAGCUCUCAAACAGAAGAUCAAGAAGAAGAGGAAGGGAGAGACUCGUCAGUGCCAGACUGCUGUGAUUAUCGGCCCGGACGGCCAGCCGCUGACCGUCUAUCCUUGCCACAUUUGCGGGAAGAAGUUCAAGUCACGGGGGUUUCUAAAGCGCCACAUGAAGAACCACCCGGAUCAUAUGUUCAAGAAGAAGUACCAAUGCACAGACUGUGACUUCACCACCAACAAGAAGGUGAGCUUCCACAACCACAUGGAAAGCCACAAGCUCAUCAUCAAGAACGAGAAGAUCCCCGAGUACACGGAGUACACGCGGCACUACCGGGAGGCUAGCCCCCUCAGUCCCAACAAGCUUAUCCUGCGUGACAAGGACCCCAAACUCCACAAGUGCAAAUACUGCGAAUACGAGACAGCGGAGCAGGGCCUGCUAAAUCGGCACCUGUUGGCCGUGCACAGCAAAAACUUUGCCCACGUGUGCGUGGAGUGCGCCAAGGGCUUUCGCCACCCGUCCGAGCUCAAGAAGCACAUGAGGACGCACACAGGCGAAAAGCCCUACCACUGCCAGCACUGCGAUUUCCGCUGUGCUGACCAGUCCAACCUAAAGACUCACAUAAAAAGCAAACACGGCACCGAUUUGCCCUUCAAGUGCGGCCACUGCCCGCAGGCGUUUGCCGACGACAAGGAGCUGCAGAGGCACAUGGAGAUCUUCCAGGGCCACAAGACUCACCAGUGUCCGCACUGCGAGCACAAGAGCACCAACUCCAGUGACUUGAAGCGCCACAUCAUCUCCGUGCACACCAAGGACUUCCCGCACAAGUGCGACGUGUGCGAGAAAGGCUUCCACAGGCCUUCGGAACUCAAGAAACACUCCGAGACGCACAAGGGAAACAAAGUGCACCAGUGCCGGCACUGUGACUUCAAAAUCUCGGACCCUUUCACUCUGAGCCGGCACAUCCUCUCCGUACACACCAAGGACCUGCCUUUUAAGUGCAAACGCUGCAAGCGAGGCUUCAGGCAGCAGACCGAACUCAAGAAACACAUGAAAACGCACAGUGGCCGCAAAGUCUACCAGUGCCAGUACUGUGAGUAUAACACGGCGGACGCUUCGGGUUUCAAACGCCACGUCAUUUCCAUCCACACUAAGGACUAUCCGCACAGGUGCGACUACUGCAAGAAGGGUUUCAGACGACCCUCCGAAAAGAACCAGCACAUAAUGCGGCAUCACAAAGAGACGCUGAUGUAACCCUUCACCCCACCUCUCCCUCUCUAGCUCCACCUCAUGGGCUAGAGCCCAAAUUACACUGCAGAACACAAUGAGGAAUAGGAUGGUGUAGCCUGGUAAUUACAGCAACAUUCUAAUCGUUAUUUACUCUUCAACCUGCGGGUUUUUGUAACACGUUUUCAGAUAUCCCCUCAAAAGUACAGCAGGCAGAGUUCGGUGUAUAUGUGUGAAAUUAGACGAACAGAGUCACCGUUGUCAUUUUAUCAUUGUCCAUGAAAUUAUGGCAAGAAAAACGCUGAUCAGCCAGGGUCUCAAAUGUUUAUAUUUUUGUAUCUAACAUGCUCACAUUCUGCAAGUAAAUAAUGUCCUCAAUGUUAAUUGGCUAAGUGAUGCUUAAAAUGUGCUCUCAUUUGAAAGAAAUGCCCAGGAUGACACUGAA
Messenger RNA from Colossoma macropomum (tambaqui), 2988 nucleotides. RefSeq names its product zinc finger protein 711 (gene znf711). Gene Ontology annotation, cellular component: nucleus. Bases 249 to 2570 code for a protein of 773 amino acids. Lineage: Eukaryota; Metazoa; Chordata; Actinopteri; Characiformes; Serrasalmidae. Gene Ontology annotation, molecular function: DNA-binding transcription factor activity, RNA polymerase II-specific; RNA polymerase II transcription regulatory region sequence-specific DNA binding; metal ion binding. Gene Ontology annotation, biological process: regulation of transcription by RNA polymerase II. The transcript has 9 exons. The record is from RefSeq and is a predicted model, not a curated record.